AUAAAAGUAAAUUUAAAAGAAGGAAACUUCAUUUUUAAUAUACAACAGCGAAGUAAAACUCGCCAGUCGCCAUAGAUGGUCGAGUAAGAUGGUGGGUCUGUUUGGGAAGUCCUCUCAGUCUCAAUCUUCAAACAAACAACAUAAACGAGAAGGGGAAUGGUUCGGUGUGAGUUUCAGGCCAGAAAAUUUCAUACCAGGUCUCGUCAUCGGCUUCAUUUUUGGGUUGCUUUUAGAUUUAUCUGGACUUCCCAAACAUAAUUCCAAAGGAAACAAAAGCUUUCCUACUAGGGGCAACAGACAACAACAAAGGGUAGUUUCAGAUAAUGGCGAUGAAGAGCUUAAAAUGGUUUUGGUUGUCAGACAAGACUUGAAGAUGAGACAGGGAAAAAUUGCAUCUCAAUGUGCUCAUGCAGCCACUGGUCUUUAUGCUGAACUGAUGCAAAGCCAGAGAUUCCUUUUGAGACAAUGGGAGCAAUGUGGCCAACCAAAAAUAGUUGUGACAUGCAAGAAUCAACAGGAAAUGAAUAGAUUGAAGGAGACAGCAGCGAGCAUUGGCCUUCCCACUUUUGUUGUUGCUGAUGCAGGACGCACACAGGUUUUGGCUGGAUCAAAGACAGUUCUUGCCAUUGGACCUGGUAGGAAGACAUUGGUUGAUUCAGUUACUGGGAAAUUGAACCUGCUCUAAUAAUUUUGUCCACCUAGAGAUGGCCAUGGUGUGUUAGUAAAACAAAGACAACAACAGUAGAUACUGGGAAAACAAACAAACAAACAUUGGGAAUUUAGAGAAGGAAAAUUUUGUUACCAUGGCAUUGUUGAGCUGUCCUUGAUUCAAGGUCUUGGGUUCCAUUUCAAUGGAGCAAGAAAGACAAGCCAUGAAAUCGCCAGAAAUCGCAGACUAACAAUGCAGAUGGAUUGUUGCUCUUUCUUUAUGUUUCAUAAGAUUGUCAUUGUAACUGUACAUUUAUAGACUUCUGAACAAAGUUGAGUGACUGUGAAGGAACCUACCUUGUUAUGAUCAUUCUGGUUAAUUGAAUAAUGUGAGGUCAGGGUUAGAGAACAAAGCAAAAUCUGUUUCUUCUGUCA
Messenger RNA from Macadamia integrifolia, 1083 nucleotides. Its product is annotated as peptidyl-tRNA hydrolase 2, mitochondrial. Gene Ontology annotation, cellular component: mitochondrion; cytosol. Lineage: Eukaryota; Viridiplantae; Streptophyta; Magnoliopsida; Proteales; Proteaceae. The coding region runs from base 89 to 685 and encodes 198 amino acids. The record is from RefSeq and is a predicted model, not a curated record. Gene Ontology annotation, molecular function: peptidyl-tRNA hydrolase activity. The transcript has 9 exons.